Molecule: messenger RNA, 3191 nt
Organism: Pseudoliparis swirei
Lineage: Eukaryota; Metazoa; Chordata; Actinopteri; Perciformes; Liparidae
Product: cyclic nucleotide-gated cation channel beta-1-like
Exons: 19
Coding region: 381-2936 (851 amino acids)
Biological process (GO): monoatomic cation transmembrane transport; retina homeostasis
Cellular component (GO): intracellular cyclic nucleotide activated cation channel complex; photoreceptor outer segment; plasma membrane
Molecular function (GO): protein-containing complex binding; cGMP binding; intracellularly cAMP-activated cation channel activity
Source: RefSeq, a predicted model, not a curated record
CCUAGACCUCAGGUAGGCCGAGAGACCACCCACACCUAGACCUCAGGUAGGCCGAGAGACCACCAGCCCAAAGACCACACAGACCUAGACCACUACGCUCCGUCCCACAGCAGGAGGGUCGUCGUCUGCUGGUUUCUUGUCGUCAAGUUGAUCUGAAAUGGUUCAGUUUCUCUUUCUGGUGACAGGAAUCAAUCCUCAAUAAUCAUGAGUGAUGUGUUUGAGGUCAACUAGAACUGAGAGUUAAAUAGGAAAUGGGAUUCCCAUUGAGUGAAGGACUGACGAGACUGGUUUGGACAGACCUUGAUCCUGUCAGCUGGACUCUGAUGGACCUCUCAUGGUGGACCGGUUCCAGAUUCUAAAUCCCUUUCAGCCCUGAAUAAAUGAACCCUCCAAAGACCACGGUCCAGAUCAGGGUGUUGAUGCUGGAACCAGAGGCGAUGAAAGUUCUGAGAACCGGAGUUCUGAGCCCACCGACCCAAGAUUAUCCAGUCCAGAUCCGGCUCACUUCCGGUCCUGGACCACAGCUGGAGGUCCCAACAUGUAACAACGUUCUGGAGGUCUUCUCUCCUGGGUUCACCGGUGCUGUUAGCUGCUGGUUCACUGGUCACCUGGUUCAGAUGUGGAGCUGGGUGGUGAAGGUGGUCCCUCAGCCGCCUCCAGCAGCUGAAGAGCUGAAACCAAUGGUUGCCCCGCCCCCUGCUUCAGCUCCGCCCCCUUCCACACCCCCUGUCGCAGCCAAUGCAGCGAAAGCAGAAUGUGGAGGCGGCCCUGCUGCAGCUGUGGGAGGAGCUCCAGAGCUCAGGGUCCAGGAUGUGGUCCAGGAUGUGGUCCAGGAUGUGGACCAGGAUGUGGUCCAGGAUGUGGUCCAGGAUGUGGACCAGGAUGUGGACCAGGAUGUGGUCCAGGAUGUGGUCCAGGAUGUGGACCAGGAUGUGGUCCAGGAUGUGGUCCAGGAUGUGGACCAGGAUGUGGUCCAGGAUGUGGUCCAGGAUGUGGUCCAGGAUGUGGACCAGAGUGCCCGGCUGUCAAAGCGCAGUGCUGCAGGUGAUGAUGAGGACGAUGAGGAAGAGUCCAGGGAGGGAGACCUGCUGGCUGCAGACGACGAGAUGCGUCCUCUGGCGGCAGCAGCCGGCGGCGGCGUCCUCCAGGACCGGCUGAGCGAGCUGCUCCGGCUGUUCAGAGGACGGACGGAGCGGCAGAAAGAGCGGCUGGUGGACCCGGACGAGUCUGAAGAAGAAAGUCCUUCGGCCUCUCCGAGCAAAGCUCCUCCUCCUCCUCCAGAAGAGAAGAAGGACGAUGUCCCUCUAGCACCAGAAGAAGAAGAGGAAGAGGAGGAGAAGGCGUUUGUUCUCCCCUUUGAACUUUUAGGACGUCCAGUCAAGAUUCCCAAACUGCCCAAACUCCCCCCGAUGCCGUCCUGGGUCCGAGUCCUAGUGGACUACCGCUUCCCCUCCAGCAUCGACCCGUUUACCGACCUGAUCUACGUGCUGUGGCUCUUCUGCGUGGUGGCGGCGUGGAACUGGAACAUGUGGCUGAUCCCGGUGCGCUGGGCGUUCCCCUACCAGACGGCGGAGAACCUCCACCUGUGGCUGCUAAUGGACUACACCUGUGACCUGGUCUACGUCGCCGACAUCCUGGUCUUCCAGCCGCGGCUGCAGUUUGUCCGCGGAGGAGACAUCGUGUGUGACAAGAAGGACAUGAGAGAGAACUACAUGACCACAGAGAGGUUCAAGAUGGACGUCAUCAGUCUGUUUCCUCUGGAGAUCCUUUACUGCUUCACCGGCGUCAACUCGCUGCUCCGGUUCCCUCGUCUGCUGAAGUACGUGGCUUUCUUUGAGUUCAACGACAGAAUGGAGGCUGUGAUGAAGAAGGCGUACAUCUACAGGGUGAUCCGGACCUCCAGCUACCUGCUGUUCUCUCUGCACAUCAACGCGUGUCUCUUCUACUGGGGAUCAGACUAUGAAGGUCUGGGCUCCACCAAGUGGGUCUACAACGGGAAAGGCAACGCAUAUAUUCGCUGCUACUAUUUCGCUGUGAAGACGUUGAUCACCAUCGGAGGACUCCCGGACCCCACCACCGUCUUCGAGAUCUGCUUCCAGCUCAUCAACUACUUCGUGGGCGUGUUUGCCUUCUCCAUUAUGAUCGGCCAGAUGAGAGACGUGGUGGGAGCCGCGACCGCCAGGGAGAACUACUACCGGGCCUCCAUGGACAGCACCGUCAAGUACAUGAACUCCUACAGCAUCCCUGCAGAGGUCCAGAACCGCAUCAAGACCUGGUACGACUACACCUGGAAGAGCCAGGGCAUGCUGGACGAACAGGAGCUGCUGAUGCAGCUUCCUGCUAAGAUGAGGCUGGACAUGGCCGUGGACGUCAACUACACCAUCGUCAGCAAGGUCGCCUUGUUUCAGGGGGAGAUCGGCAGGGAGAUGUACAUCAUCAAGCAGGGCGAGGUUCAGGUGGUCGGGGGUCCAGACCUGCAGACCGUCUUCGUCACCAUUCGAUCCGGCUCAGUGUUCGGAGAGAUCAGCCUGCUGGCCGGGGGCGGGGGCAACCGGCGGACCGCCAACGUGAAGGCGCACGGCUUCGCCAACCUCUUCAUCCUGGACAAGAAGGACCUGGCCGAGAUCCUGCUGCACUACCCAGAAUCCCAGAAACUCCUCCGCAAGAAAGCCAAGACGAUGUUGACGAAGGACACGAAGCCCGACGAGAAGGGCGGAGCUAAAGAGGCCAUGCAGGUUAUUCCACUGAGACCAGACACACCUGAGAUGUUCAAGGCGGCCCUGAAGGUGUCACAGCUGGAGGGGCUCGAAGGGACCUUCACCAGACUGAGGAAAACCUACGAGCAGAGCACGGCACAGGCUCCUCCCCCCGUCUCCCCGGCCCCUCCCCCCUCCCCUAUGCACCACCGUUCGCUGGUCAUCAGGAUGACGGAGUGAGGCUCUGCCUCCCAGAAUGCACUGCACCAACCUCAGAGACAACAGCCCCAGUGCAUUCUGGUCCAGCGUCCCCAAGCACCUCCUGGUGGAGCUUCUCCUCCUCCUCCUUCUCCUCCUUCUCCUUCUUCUCCUCCUCCUCCUUCUCCUCCUCCUCCUUCUCCUCCUCCUCCUCCUUCUCCUCCUAUCUCCUCUCACCUCCUCCUCCUCCUUCUUCUCCUCCUCCUUCUUCUCCUUCUCCUUCUUCUCCUCCUCCUC